AUGUCUGCAAGUACCGUUCUCCUCAGCUCAGGCCAACUUAUCAAACAGGGCGCAGAGGCGGCAAUUUACCUCGCCCCUUCACUCUUGCCAGAACCAACUAUCUACUGGCCCCCCUCAUCUUCAUCAAAGUCAGAAUCACCCAAAGAACUCCAGGAAGGUGUCAUCUUGAAACACCGAUUCGCCAAGACAUACCGUCACCCUACCCUCAAUGCCUCCCUCACUUCCACUCGCCUCACAUUUGAAGCCCGAGCUCUGAAUCGUGCCGCCAAAGCCGGCGUCGUUGUACCGAAAGUGCUCUGGGUGGACGAUAAGGGUGGUGUGAUUGGUAUGGAAAAGGUGGAGGGGUGGAGCGUGAGAGAAGUGUUGGGAGGUGGUGCCGAGGGAGAGGUUGAAGUGGUGGAAGACGAGCCGGAAGAGGAGGUUGAGGGUGGACCUGGGCAGGCGAAAGAAGGCGAAGAGCUUGACGACGAGGAAGAGCAAAACGAGGGAAUGGUGGCGCUUGGAAAGCUUGGAGUCAGCCAAGAACACCUCAUGAGAUCAAUAGGGACAGCCCUCGCCCGCUUACACAAGACCACCAUCAUUCAUGGCGAUCUGACGACAUCAAAUAUGAUGGUCCGACUGACGCCCAACAGCACAGGGCCAUACGAGAUUGUGAUAAUCGACUUUGGACUCUCUUCCACUGCCCAGUUCGCAGAGAGUUAUGCGGUGGAUCUGUAUGUCCUAGAAAGGGCUUUUGCUAGUACACAUCCCAAGUCUGGAAAGCUUCAUGCCAAGGUCUUGGAAGCAUACGAGGAGGAGCUGGGAGAGAAAAAGUGGAAGCCCAUCGGUCUCAAGUUGAAAGACGUGAGAUUACGAGGCAGGAAGAGAGACAUGACGGGUUAA
Messenger RNA from Cryptococcus wingfieldii CBS 7118, 882 nucleotides. Its product is annotated as BUD32 protein kinase. The coding region runs from base 1 to 882 and encodes 293 amino acids. Gene Ontology annotation, cellular component: nucleus; cytosol; EKC/KEOPS complex. NCBI's taxonomy places the organism in Eukaryota, Fungi, Basidiomycota, Tremellomycetes, Tremellales, Cryptococcaceae. The transcript has 5 exons. Gene Ontology annotation, biological process: protein phosphorylation. Gene Ontology annotation, molecular function: ATP binding; protein serine/threonine kinase activity. The record is from RefSeq and is a predicted model, not a curated record.